Messenger RNA from Corvus hawaiiensis (hawaiian crow), 5364 nucleotides. It is a transcript of the gene RXFP3, whose product is annotated as relaxin family peptide receptor 3. Bases 125 to 1462 code for a protein of 445 amino acids. The record is from RefSeq and is a predicted model, not a curated record. NCBI's taxonomy places the organism in Eukaryota, Metazoa, Chordata, Aves, Passeriformes, Corvidae. Gene Ontology annotation, cellular component: membrane. Gene Ontology annotation, biological process: immune response; G protein-coupled receptor signaling pathway. Gene Ontology annotation, molecular function: G protein-coupled receptor activity. The transcript has a single exon.
CCUGCACAGCCGGCAACGCGCGGUCCCCGGACCCUGCCGCCGCUCCAGCAGCCCGCCCGCCGCUGCCGCUGGUCAGCGUCUGGGGAAAAAGCUCCCGCGGACCCGUCUCCCACCCUAGCAUGGGAUGGGCGAGCCCUGCGAGCGCGGUGCCUGCUCGCCAGCCGCUGGCAUAAAGGAAGGAGCGCACCGGGAGUCCUGGGACACGCCGCUGGGCUUUCUGGAAGGCGCUCAGAUGGACAACGGGAGCAACGUGUCCUUCUUGCAGCUCUUGAAGAAUAUCAACCUGGAGCGAGCUGACGGGAUGCAGGGGGACAGCUCUGAUGUCGUGAGGAUUGUCAUCUCGCUGGUGUAUUCCGUGGUGUGCGCCCUGGGACUGGUGGGCAACCUGCUGGUGCUCUACCUGAUGAAAAGCAAGCAAGGCUGGAGGAAAUCCUCCAUCAACCUCUUUGUGACCAGCCUGGCAGUGACUGACUUCCAGUUUGUGCUGACCUUGCCAUUCUGGGCAGUGGAGAACGCGCUGGACUUCAACUGGCUCUUCGGCAAGGCAAUGUGUAAGAUCGUCUCCUAUGUGACAGCAAUGAAUAUGUAUGCCAGUGUAUUCUUUCUCACUGCCAUGAGUGUGGCUCGAUACCGCUCUGUGGCUUCAGCCUUGAAGAAUCAGCGUCGAGGUGACCCACUGGGUGGCUGCUGCUCUGCCAAGUGGCUUUGUGCACUCAUCUGGCUGUCGGCUGUCCUGGCUUCCCUGCCCCAUGCAAUUUUUUCCACCACUGCCACUGUCUUUGAUGAUGUUCUCUGCCUUGUCAAGUUCCCAGAGGGCCAAGGCAACAAUGCCCAGUUCUGGCUUGGUCUGUACCACAUCCAGAAGGUGCUGCUGGGCUUCGUGGUACCGCUGGUCAUCAUUAGUCUCUGCUACUUGCGCCUGGUACGCUUCAUCAGUGACAAGCACGUGGGCAGCACCUGCAGUGGCCCCAGCAUCAGGCGCCGCUCCAAAGUGACUAGGUCAGUGUCCAUCGUGGUGCUGUCCUUCUUCUUGUGCUGGCUGCCUAACCAAGCACUUACAACGUGGGGGAUACUCAUCAAACUCAACGUGGUGCACUUCAGUAAUGAAUACUUUCUCUCCCAAGUGUACCUCUUCCCCAUCAGCGUGUGCCUGGCACAUUCCAACAGCUGCCUCAAUCCCAUCCUCUACUGCCUCAUGCGCAGGGAGUUCCGCAAGGCACUGAAGAGCCUCCUCUGGAGGAUCACCUCACCUUCCCUCACCACUAUGCGCCCUUUCACUGACACCACCAAGCCUGAGAAGGAGGAGCAGGCCCUGCAUGCCGUGAUGCCUGUCCACCCUGUCCCUGCUGCUCCCCGUGCUGCAGCCAUCCAAGCAGAGGUGGCCUAUUACCCUCCAGGGGUGGUGAUGUACAACAGCCGCUACGACCUGCUGCCUGCCAGCUCCAUGGAGCAGCACUGCUGAGAUGGCAGGGGGCUCUGGGGGUGGGACAGUGCCAGAUGUGGCCUGGGGAUAUUGAAUGCCUGGUCAGGACAAGGGGAGGAGGGAUGAGUAAAGGAGGACUUCUGUGUGAGAGAUGCUCUUUUGUGGUUUUGUCUGCCCUCGGAGACCCUUGAUGGACAUUGUUGUCUGGAGAAUGCACCCUGAGCUGGAGAGCAGGGCUAGGAGGAGGUAGUGGUGGGGUGUCUCUAUGAAAUGCCUUUUAGUGCUUGUACCUCUUCUGGGGAACAAGAACUGGUGAGGCUGAUGGGACUCCAGCCAGGGAGGAUGCAGGAUGUGCAAAGCACCACAGGAAGGAGAGGGGCUGGUUGGGGUGGGCUGGGGCUGGAAGGUGUCAAACGUGUCCCUUCAAGCUGGAGCUGCAAGCAGCAAGAGGCCAGCAGCCCUUGCACCCUUUGUGUUUGUCUGUGCCAGGGAGAGGAGCUGAGCUGCUUUCUCACUGCUGCAGGACCCUGUAAACAGUGCAGGCCUGACGGGUCACUGCUCCCCAGGUUCCACUGAAGGCACGGGGAGCCUCUCUUCUAUUUCAAACCUGCCCUGAGGGGAACUGUCAGGACAAGUUCAGGCUUGGUCCCUUUCUUCUCUUCCAGGGGCUUAGGAAAGAGAGGGGACAAGACUGUGCUCCCCUCCACAUCAGUGCAGGAUCUGCUUUUCCAGCUACCCCCUCCCCCUCAGCUGCUGCCAGGGUAUAGAGCAACCUAGACAGUCAAGGAGAAAUCCAAGGACAGAAUUUGCAGCUUCACAAGGAGGUGUUGCUUUGCCUGGGUUUGGACGGAGGGUGUAAGCCCCCUAACAUUGUUCCUCAGCCUCUCUCCAGGCCCCUGAGGGGAAAGGAAACCUCACAGCCCCAGACCAUGUGUAGCAAGACAGCAUCUCCCCCAGGGCACUGAGGUUGCAGGCUUAAUUUUUGCUGCACUUCAGACUGUUCAUAUUUCACUACAGGAAAUCAGCACAAUUGUAAAUAAAAUUAAAACAAGCAAACAAAAAACCAAGGGGGAAAAGAAACAAUCCUAGUCACUUCAAAUCACUUGCUCUGGGAUACUUCAGGUUCACUUAAAACCAAACACAAAGGCUUUAGUUCUGCUGAGUGUUUUCACUGUCACUUGCCAGAGUUUCCGUGAAGUUCAGUUCCUCUGGUCUGAGCAGCCCUAGGGCCUACAGUGCUUAUGUAGCCUAGAGAAUGUAAGGGAUUGGCCUGUCCCAGUCUCCGUUCUAGAGAAAUGACUAGCAAAUAAUUUGAGGCUGAUCUGAAUCAAACUUCUAGGGGGAUGAAAAAAGUGUAUUUUUAAGCUGUGAAAGUUUUUAUGAUAAAAUUAUAUAUCUACUUCUUAAAAUAUUUUUUUUAAUUAUGGGGAAAAGAAUUUGAAAUCAAAUUAUCAAAAUAUUUGUUUUAAAAGAUAGGAAAAUGCAACAGUUCUGGUUUUGUUUUCAGAAUACAAGUUCAUUAAUCCCUAAUAUUGCAUAUAAGAUGAUUAUUUAAAUAUAAUUUUCAAAACUCUUUUCUAUUUCCAACCCCUUUCCAUGCAGUCUAACUCCAGCAUCUGCCUAACUCUGCUAAAAAGGCAUUUAUGCAGAGGGUUGUUUGUCACCUCUAAGUAUUGACAUGAAGCAAACUUGCUAUUUCUCUCCAGAGAAAACUGCAACGCCAUAGUGGCAAUUACUCUUUUCAGACUCUGUAAGGUUUACUCUAUAUGUUGAUAACUCCUGUUGUAAAACUCAUGUUUGAUCUGAAAGCAGCUUAUUCUGCUAUUUGUAAGGAGAAGUUGUUCUCUUUUUUUUCAAGGCAGAACAGACUUCUCCAGCCUUGAGCACUUGCUAGGGGGGAAGAUACUGAUUUACAAGUUGUCUGAAGAAAAGCAGAAGUGAGCUGGUGGCUGCUGGGCGUAUUUACACAGAUGCAAAGACUCCGAAGAAAUCAGACAUAUCCACAGAAGAACUUAAGCAUCUAAGUACUGUACAACUGCCUCUCUAACCUCCUAAAUCCUGACUUGGUUGACAGGUGAAGUCUAUAGGUACUUAAAGUUUUUUCUAGUAAAAUUUUUGUGCCUAGAAAUCUGUUCCUGAGCAUGCCUAAAUCUGCUUGAUUCUGUAGCACUUAUUUCUGUGCUUUAUGGGGAUAUCUCUGUUGGGACUGGCCACAGUGUGUAUCCUGUGAGGGAGGUAACUUUGCAUCCCAACACAGAAGACCCUGUGCCAGGCCACACUAAGCCAGGAGCGGCUGUGAACUUAACUCAUUCCCCCCAUCCCUCCCUUUGAAUCUGUGCCUGGAUGUGCUGCUUCUGUCCCAGCUUCAAUGUAUGUGCAGAUUAUGCUCCUUCCCCUUCCCUUGUGAAAUGCUAAAUUAGUGGGCACAGCUAUCCUCCACGGCUUGAGAGAUUCAGCUCCCCCUUUCCCACAUCCCAGGGAAAUGGUUGAAUCUCUGGGCCCCUUUGUGAAUGUGCUCAUGUUCUCUGGCUUGAAACAGUUCCCUGUUGCAUGAAUUGCUGGCUGUUGCUGGAGCAUAAGGUCAGUGAAAGCCCUCAAACACUGCUUGGCAGUGGUUAGGGUGCAAUCUCCAAAGAGGAACUGUGAAGAGAUUUUUUCACUUCAACUGCAGAAUAGAAAUUGGAUCCAGAUCUGGGUUCUAGGUCUCCCCUUCCCAAGAACAGUGGUUAACUCACUCACAGGUCCUGGCUCAAUUAAGUUCCAGUAUGCUCUUCAGGAGCCUGAGGUUUUUCUAGACCUGCAGGUAAAGCAGCUUAAUGUGCUAAAGGAUUUGCAAAAAACUGCAUUCUUCUUCUGUGAGAAAGCCCUAAUAUCUGUGUUCCGGGGUAAGAAAGCUGCACUGUUGUAUGAGAAAAGGACACCAUGAACUCUUAAGUCCAGAGUUCAGAGAGAUAUAAUUGCAUUUCUAUAGGCCAGGAGAAAGUAUCUAAAUUAAGGACAUGGGAGGAAUCUCACAGCCAGAUGCUCUUCUUGCUGUUUGCUUUUGAACAACAAAAUUUCUUGCUUAACUUGUUGGAAAUGUAUUCCCUAUCUGAUGUUUAACUGUUUUUGUGCAUUAAAUAAACAGCUGUCCAAGUGUCUAAAGUGUAACUGUGAAUUUCAGUAGAUAGCAAGCUGCCUGAAAGAGAGCCUCUGUGGUGCUCAGCAUGGCAAAACCCAUGUACUUUUGUGGAUGUCAAUGCAGACAUAAUUUUGUGCCAGGAAAACAACACAGUAAAACAGGUGGUGUUCAGAACAAUGCAUAGUUAGCCCAGAAUGCUGGCAAUGUACCACUCUCAGAGGAAACCCCAGGUGCCUGAUCACUAGAGACAUAAAAAUGUCACAUUUGGCCAAUCACCCAAACAUGAAAAUACCUUGAGUGUGUAGGGACUAUGAAAUUAGAAGGCAACUCUUUUUCAAGUCACUGAUCCACCAGGUGUAGGUCAUGGAUCUGCUGUUUGAAUGAGGCACAACCCAUCCACACUUGGCCAAAUGCUGGUUCAGGCCACACCAGCAGCCCAGGCUGUGCAGGUCAGUGUGUGUCCAGCACAGCCAAAGAGCACACCUCUAGCAACAUGUGCGCAGAGAGAAAUUUUGCUUCACCUGUGCCGUGAGUCUUAGAUAACAGCAAGAAAUCCGUGCUCUGUGUUGCACAGGCAGGGGCACCAGCCUGGGUCUUGGCAGAAGGUGCAGUUUCUCCGUGUGCAUAGGGUGUGUGGCCUCAGCAGAGGGUUUUUCCAGCUCAACAACAACAAAUCCUACCAAGUAUCUGGGGGUUCAUAAGUAAAGAGUAAAACACACUUCAAAACCACUCCUGUUUCCUGCAAAUGUUUGUGUCUUCAUUUGUAACAAUCACCUUUUCGUGGACUAAAAUAAACAUUGCUGAAGGCUACAAAACAAUA